Mesoplodon densirostris (Blainville's beaked whale) is the source of this 2083-nucleotide messenger RNA. It is a transcript of the gene BORA, whose product is annotated as BORA aurora kinase A activator. The transcript has 12 exons. NCBI's taxonomy places the organism in Eukaryota, Metazoa, Chordata, Mammalia, Artiodactyla, Ziphiidae. Gene Ontology annotation, biological process: activation of protein kinase activity; regulation of mitotic spindle organization; regulation of mitotic nuclear division. Gene Ontology annotation, cellular component: nucleus; cytoplasm. The record is from RefSeq and is a predicted model, not a curated record. The coding region runs from base 169 to 1848 and encodes 559 amino acids. Gene Ontology annotation, molecular function: protein kinase binding.
CUCCUCGGGAUGAGUGGAAGCUGCCCGGGAGUAGGUGCGGAAGAGGGGGCGCCAAGAAAGAGUGAUCGAGUAGGGUUGGGGAUGACACCGGCGUGAGUGUCCUCUUCUGUUCUUCACCUGAGGAGGCCAGCUGCAACGUCAGCCUUCCAAGGAUUUUCUCUCUGUGCUAUGGGAGAUGUCAAAGAAUCAAAAAUGCAAAUAACACCUGAAACUCCAGGAAGAAUUCCUGUUUUAAAUCCUUUUGAAAGUCCUGGUGAUUAUUCUAAUCUCCACGAACAAACUGUCUCCAGUCCUUCUGUUUUUAAAUCGACAAAAUUACCAACUCCAGGGGAAUUUAGAUGGUCUAUUGAUCAACUAGCCGUAAUAAAUCCUGUAGAAAUAGACCCAGAAGACAUUCAUCGUCAAGCUUUAUACUUAAGUCGUUCUCGAAUAGAUAAAGAUGUGGAAGACAAAAGACAAAAAGCCAUUGAAGAGUUUUUCACAAAGGAUGUCAUCGUACCCUCUCCUUGGACUGAUCAUGAAGGGAAGCAGCUUUCAGAGUGUGAUUCCAGUAAAUGUAUUAACGUCAAUAAUGAAUCUCCAGUUGGAAGAAAGCUGACCAUACAUUCUGAGACAAGCAAUGCUGCUUGCCAGACAUUGCUGUCUCUUCCUGUGGAUUUUAAUUUAGAAAAGGUAUUAGGUGACUAUUUUAGAGCUGAUGAAUUUGCAGAUCAAUCUCCUGGAAACCUCAGUUCUUCAUCCCUCAGAAGAAAGCUAUUUUUAGAUGGCAACGGAAGUAUCUCUGACUCCUUACCUCCAGCUUCUCCCAGAAGUCCUCGUAGUGGUGCUCAAGCAUCACUUGAGGUUUUUUAUUCAAUAGAUUUAUCUCCUGUGCAGUGUAGGAGCCCUGUGCAGACCCCGAGUUCGGGUCAGUUUUCUUCUAGCCCUAUUCAGGGUAGUGCAAAAAAAUACAGUUUGGGAAGCAUAACCAGUCCUUCACCUAUUUCUUCACCCACUUUCUCACCAAUUGCAUUUCAAAUAGGAAAGGCACCACUCUCAGAGCAAAGGAAGUUAACUCUCCAUUCUCCUGAUGCUUCGUCUGGAACAAAUUCUAAUGGAAUUACCAAUCCGUGUAUCAGAAGUCCUAAUAUAGAUGGCUGCUCACCAAUUAAAAAUUGGUCUCCUAUGAGACUUGAGAUGUGUACAGGGGGUGCUAAGUAUCGGCCCUCACUGAUUCGGGUACCUUUUACUCUCGAGGCUCACAGCGAAGAUGAAGGAGACAAGGCAGAUGUUCCUUCCACAGACGCCUCCUCCCUAGCCACAGGCACGGCCGGAGUCCACCUGCCACAGUUCGAUGGUGACACUUGUCCACAUGGCGCGCACUUGGUAGUGACCGCCAUGUCUAUUACCCAGAACCAGUCCGGUGCUUCUGAGAAAGAAUUGGCACUGCUGCAGGAUGUGGAAAGUGAGAAGGAGAAUAACACUGUGGAUAUGGUCGAUCCCAUAGAGAUAGCAGAUGAGACCACUUGGAUCAAGGAGCCCGUUGAUAACAGGAGUUUACCCAUGACUGACUUUGUGAGUGGGCUCGCCUUCAGUAUUGAAAACUCUCACAUGUGCAUGUCACCUCUCGCGGAAAGCAGUGUCAUUCCUUGUGAAAGCAGUAACAUUCAGAUGGAUAGUGGCUAUAAUACACAGAAUUGUGGAAGCAAUAUUAUGGAUAUGGUUGGAGCAGAAAGUUACUGCAAAGAAAGUGAUGCACAAACCUUGGAAGUCGAGAAUAAAUCUCAAGUUUUUAAUAUAAAGCAAGACCACUCAGUGCAAAGGUGUUGGAUGAAAAUUGCAAAUCGCCCUCAAUGCAGCAGCCCGUAGAGUACCUCUCUCAGAACCAAAGACUCUAACUGGACAGCUCCUCACAUAUUUUUCAUGCAUGGGAUCCAUAAUGUGAUCAUGAUGGGGAAGAAACUGCUUCAACUAACAUGCUGAGCUUCUUUUCUUUCCCUCCUUAAUGUGAAAAAUCAAGGGCUUAAAUUUAGUGACAACAGAAAAGCUCCUGGAACUUUCAAGAAGUUACUGAAGUUCAGUUUUUAUCAAUAAAUAUUUUUGU